Messenger RNA from Penicillium diatomitis, 393 nucleotides. RefSeq lists its product as uncharacterized. Bases 1 to 393 code for a protein of 130 amino acids. The transcript has a single exon. The record is from RefSeq and is a predicted model, not a curated record. NCBI's taxonomy places the organism in Eukaryota, Fungi, Ascomycota, Eurotiomycetes, Eurotiales, Aspergillaceae.
AUGCUACCAAUCGAGUCAGAGGCGUCUGGCAACACGUCUGGCCCUUGGUGGUCCGUCCCGUCUCUGAGAUGUUUCGAAGGGGCGCUCUCUAUCUCGGAAAAUAUGAAUCUGGGGUCGAAAAAUGUUGCACAGUACAAAAUCAUCCAUGUGCGCGUUCAAACAAUCCAAGAUCCCUUGCCGUUCAUAAACUCAGGCUACAGAAUCUUCAUUGACUUCCAAUCGAGGCUCCAGUACAUGUCCACUGGCCGUCUUACCUACAGUAUCACGUCGAGCGUGUUCUGGAAACGGACAAGAAUCGCUCUAGAAGGAGCUCGUAUCCGUCUCAGAGGUGUAAUUACGCCAUCCACUGCUGGUGCUGGUGCUGGUACUAGUGCUGGUGCUAUUCCUAUCUAG